UGGCUUGUAAAAAAGUACCCAAUUCCAAAACCCUAAUCGCUCUCUUUACACUUUUUAGGGGUUUGCAAUGGCCGACGCUGUGAUCUCUCUUGACAAGAUUAAAGCUUUCUGGAAAUCUCAAGUUCACGAUGAAGAGAAUUGGGCUAUGAACUCGAAGCUACUCCGUGCUGUAGGAUUGUUUGCUGGUUCUAUUGUUUUGAUGCGGAACUUUGGUGACCUCAUGGCUAUAUGAAGAAGAUGGAUUCUGGAUCUCUUUGAUGUUUCGAUUUUAAUCAUGUUUCUUCUAGUGGUUAUUUGAGAAGGUUGAAUUUUAAAUUCGGAAUUCUUGGUCUUUUCUAUUUUGUUUGUGUUGCUAACUCAGGGGUAUGAACAUAAUGAGGUUUGGAUUGUGAUGUGUAACCCUGUUAAUGAUUUAAGUCGUGUUUCGGUUGACCUGUGUAA
Helianthus annuus (common sunflower) is the source of this 441-nucleotide messenger RNA. Its product is annotated as mitochondrial import receptor subunit TOM5 homolog. NCBI's taxonomy places the organism in Eukaryota, Viridiplantae, Streptophyta, Magnoliopsida, Asterales, Asteraceae. Gene Ontology annotation, cellular component: mitochondrial outer membrane translocase complex; mitochondrion. Bases 68 to 232 code for a protein of 54 amino acids. The record is from RefSeq and is a predicted model, not a curated record. The transcript has 2 exons.